UACUCUUAGCCAAUCAGUUCUCGUGGUGUUAUCAAACUGGUUCAGAAGAUUUUAUCAAUGGUAGUCGCGUGGGUGUACAAUCUCAUGCGAUACGUACCGAAAUCCCUGCACCUGUUCCAGUUCAGGUCGAAGUGAAAAGAGAUAAACAAUAUAUUUCCCGAGACUAGGGUUCUGGCAAACAAUGCACUUACCUAAACUAGUGAAUCAUCUGCGGAGCUGUAGCAGCUACGCAAAAUUUCUUAUCAGACUGCAUAUCGAGUCAUACGCCUGCAAGUAAGGCAUACGGUGCUAUGUUAGUCUGAAGGCUCCUCAAGAGGAACGAAUUGUAGACGUAUUGAGCGAGUAAUUGUCGUUCGUUAAAGAAUCGUUGUGCACCCAUACGAGUCCUUAGUAUUAUCACGUCAGCACACUCGGGUGUUAAUUCUUAUUUCUAUCGAAGAAUUACAUAAUAUAUGUGCAUGAGUCACAGGGUGUAUAAGAGAGACGUGUAAACGUCAAAAUCGUGCUGCUGCAAUUUUCUUGCAUUCUAGCUUGGAUCUGUGCAAAGAAUUCUGCGGAGCAUUUGCAAUGAAUAGAAAAUACUAUGUUGUCUGGCGAUGAACAGAAGUACUACUAAGAAAUGGCAAUUCUGGAAUUGAAAAUAUUCAAACAUAGGUGCAUGAUUUCAUAGCUGUGGAAUUGUGGCCAUUAUAUUAUAGUGUUCAUCCAGAUAUUUGUUAAUUGAACAAAGUAGUUGUUCAUAUAGCACUUAUUUUGUGAGAAAUGCCAGCACCACCUCCACCUCUCCCAAGUUUGCCAGAGGCACCUAUGUGCGAGAAAACAGAAGUAAGCGAUGCGGAUUCUCUGCCUUCGUGGGCCAAAAUUACCCUUACCUCUGCAGAGGCAGAGAUUGAGAAACUAAUAGCUCGAAAUGAGUUAAAGGAUGCCGAAGUCACAUAUUUUUGUCAAGUUGAGCCAAUUUUGCAAGAUGGACCACAAUGUGGUUUAGUGGCACUUGCUAUGGCAUCACAAGAAUAUACAAAACCAGUUUCUGUAAGUCAACUUUUAGCAGAAGCACGUGUGAGAGGCUUUACGCAACAUGGGGAAGUAUACAGCGUUGAUUUUAUGGGUACAUUAGCAGCUGAAUAUUUACCCGACCACAGACCAGAUAUUUUAGUAGAUUUACAACAAUGUCCAGAUACCCUAACUCAUGCUUUAGCUCACGGAGCUAUGGUAUUGAUUCCAUAUGAUUCUGAUUUUAAUCACGCCCCAUGUUUGAAAAGAGGCCAUAAAGCCCAUUGGGCAUUACUUGUGGGUCUAAUUUCAUCUAGACAAGGAUAUCAUGUCUUAGCACGCCAUGGAAAAUCACGUCAUUUAGCUUGUUGGCCGCUGCGCGAUUUAAUUGAGAGCAAUGGUAAUUUGGAAGAAGAAGGAACAGCUAAACAUGCUGGAGGAUAUGUUAUACCAAAGGGAGGAGUCGGAGGUCAGAGAGGUUUACGUGGUAGGGCACUGGCGUUACAUCCAUACAUAUAAAACCAUGUACAAGAAUUGUAGGUAAUUGAUAUCACAGUGGAAGACAAAAAUUACUUUAUAAUGUUACUAUAUCCAUAUUAUGGUAUAUAGUAAAUAUUUAAAACGUAACAACGUUUUCACAGCUGCCACAAAAUUUGUUUGUGAAAUGUGAUGGUUUAAGUACCAUGUAUUUCAAACUUGCAUUGCAAAUUUAUUCAACAUCCAGUGGAGAGUAUCAAUCUUCAAAAUUUUCGUAUUAGAUAGAAUAACAGAUGAUAUUCCAUUUGUUACGCUUCGACACACAACAUAAAUAAUAAUAUAUGUUUGACUUACAUGCACGCGACUAUUUCGGUACUAUUCUUUCGUGUGUCGAGUAUUAAACUCUUCCUGUGAUGCAAUACGUACUAAGCAUGCGCGUAAUUUAGUCUGAAAAAAUAGGCAUGUACACGUGCAUGAAGGGGCAAAUGUGAAGAAAACAAAGUCUAUAAAAAUAUCUACAUUAAAUAGCUAUCUAAGUGUAUUAGCUAGGGAGUUAUCGAAAUCGUAACUAGCCGGGAUGAAAAGAUCUAAGUAUAUUUAUUUAGCGAAAAGAGAUCAACAAAGUUUUCGAUAAUAAUUGUGAAUAUUUUUAUGUUGAUAUUAUGAAUAAAGACUACAUCUAUCGCAAGUCUCACAAUUGCAUUUGAGGCAAUAAAACUUAAUGUUCAUGUGCUAUAUCAGAUCAAGUGCAUUGCUUUUAAGAUACGUAAAGAAUAACGAUUAUCAAGAUUGAAUUGAUUACUUUAUAUUAUCGUGUAAUUAUUAUAUCAGACUUUUACCACAUAUUAUGUACAUGUAUGUAAACAUAAAAAUAAUCUCCAUGCCGUUCUAUCAAGAAUACUACCGAUUUCAUUUUGUUGUACUUUGUGAUAAAUAUUCUCACAAAAUUUGAUUGAAUAUCCUAAAAGCAAUGUGCUUUUAAAAAGGAAUUUUACUGUGUAGAUUAUAUAACAUGCUUGUUUUACUAUUUAUUUACUAAUAUGUAAAAUAUGAGUGUAGUCCUCAUAAUUUAUAUAUACGUAUAAAUAUAUAUAUACACUAAAUUAUAAACCUGAAGAUACCUUAUAACUGGCUGGUUUCUUCAGUUAUGUGGUAUCUUAAGUGUUUUCUAUCAAAUCUGUCAGUAAGAUGCAUACAGCAGGUUUUCAAAAGAGAUGCUAUAAAUUUGUAGAUUCCUUGAAUGGUUUCAAAUCGAAUAAAAGAAACCAGUGCAAAUAAAGUGUACCCAAGUGCCGCAAAAUAUGAGGUUCAUUUAUUAACAGAAGAUUGUACACUGUACUGCUUGUUUUUACAAGCGUCUCUGAAUUUAUUAUUGCGUCAUAACUAAAUACUCUGUAAAAAUAUUUAUUUCCAUAAGUUUUUUUUUUUAAAUAUUUA
Molecule: messenger RNA, 2907 nt
Organism: Nomia melanderi (Alkali bee)
Lineage: Eukaryota; Metazoa; Arthropoda; Insecta; Hymenoptera; Halictidae
Product: actin maturation protease
Source: RefSeq, a predicted model, not a curated record